Peronospora matthiolae is the source of this 300-nucleotide messenger RNA. The record is from the annotation of a GenBank genome assembly. Lineage: Eukaryota; Oomycota; Peronosporomycetes; Peronosporales; Peronosporaceae.
AUGCAACAUUGUGGAACCGGGUUAGAAGAAGCAAGUGCCCCGGAUGACUUUGAAUCGCACCAAGCGAAGCGACGGUCAAGCGCUCGAGCCAAUAUGGACGAAGAGCGAAAGGGCAGUGACGAAGAUAACGAGGAUGCUACACCUCAAGUCUUUUGGAGAGCGAGUGCCAACACAGUCGAAUUUACUGACAUUUCCGAGCCGACAACGUUUGAAGAUGCUGUUGGUGGACCAGAUCAAGUGCAUUGGCGUAAAGCAAUCUGUGCCGAGCUGGACUCGAUGAAACUUCGUGGCGUGUUUUGA